Oncorhynchus gorbuscha (pink salmon) is the source of this 22035-nucleotide messenger RNA. RefSeq names its product obscurin, cytoskeletal calmodulin and titin-interacting RhoGEF a (gene obscna). Gene Ontology annotation, biological process: protein phosphorylation. Bases 361 to 21204 code for a protein of 6947 amino acids. The record is from RefSeq and is a predicted model, not a curated record. The transcript is spliced from 83 exons. NCBI's taxonomy places the organism in Eukaryota, Metazoa, Chordata, Actinopteri, Salmoniformes, Salmonidae. Gene Ontology annotation, molecular function: protein kinase activity; protein binding; guanyl-nucleotide exchange factor activity.
AAGUAGAAAAACAAGAGAAAGGGCCACUGGCUGACCAUCCGCUCUGGAGACCGUGUGGUAGGCUAGCCCUCCAACCUGGGCAUUCUCUCUCCUCGCCAAACCUUUGUUGUUAAUCUUGAGGGAUUUGGGGUGAAAGAAGACAAGGGUCGGACAUACCUUUCAUGACAGGCGGACAGUUUUGGCAGCUUUUUUGUCCAGCUGAAAGUGGUAUUUUUGUAAGGAUACUGAGAGGGCAUGUGAGGAAAGAGAUUUUCCCAGAAUACAGCUGAGCAGGCUUAAGCCCUGGGGACAACCUAGAUACGGACAAAGGGAAAGCCAACCACUAUCAGAAGUGGUUGAAGCCACCCCUUCUGACGAACCAUGGGGGACAAGUCUGGGAGCAAAGUAGCUGCUGCAAAGAACCAGAUCCAUCUCCGGGUAGUGAAGGGGCUGGAGGAUGUGGAUGUGUGUGAGAGGGAGGGCUGCACGUUCGAGGUGACCCUCAACCUGUCCUACAUAGCGGGCACGUGGACUAAGGACGGGGUCAGGCUACAAGCCAAGCCCACCUGUCACAUCGCUGCCCAUAAGAAUAAACACACUCUCACCUUCACCCGGGUCACCGUAGGAGACACUGGCCUGUUCUCCUUCCAGACUGACGGGAGCCAAAACUGGAUCCAAACCUCAGGCCAACUCACUGUCAUAGCCAGAGACAUACAGAUUGUGAAGGAGUUGGAAGACGAGGAAGUGACUGAGAGGCAGAGCGUGACCUUCCUGUGCGAGGUCAACUGUGAGGACGUGGACGGGCGUUGGUACACCGACAACACCAGGAUCAAACACGGAGACAACGUCAAGAUCAGGCACGAGGGUAAAACUCACACCAUGUGCUUCAAGUCUGUAAGGCCAGCAAAUGCUGGGGAGAUCAAAUUCACUGCAGACAGGGUCUCCUGCUAUGCAACUCUCACGGUAAAAGAGCUGCCUGUGCAGAUAGUGAAGCCUCUGAGAGUGAAGAUUGCUAUGUACAAACACAAAGGACUGCUGGAGUGCCAGGUGUCCAGGGCCAACGCCCUGGUCAGGUGGUUCAAGAACAGGAGUGAGAUCCAACCCAGCAAGAAGCACCAGAUUGUUAGCGAUGAUGUCUACAGGCAGCUGCACAUUGAUGACGUGGCCUCGUCAGACGAGGACACCUACACCUGUGAUGCUGGCGAUGACAAGACCUCAUGCCAACUACUAGUGGAGGAGCAGGCGAUCAGCAUAGUGCAGGGGCUGAGGUCUGUGGAGGUGACCGAGCCCAGGGAGGCCAUGUUCCAGGUGGAGACCAGCCUGAGGGUAGGGAGGCCCCCAAAGUGGACCCUGGACGGAGAGGUCCUGAUGGACGGGCCUGAACUGAGCAUAGUCCGGCAGGGCACAGUACACACCCUCUGCUUCAUCAGCACGGACAGCUCUAUGACCGGCCCUGUGCAGUUCAACGCCGGGAAGAGUCGCUCCACCGCACAGCUCACCGUGAAGGAACGCCCUCUGAAAGUGGUCCAGCCCAUGCCAGACGUGGAGGCUAAAGAGAACAGCUCGGUCACACUGAGGUGUCAGUUUGCCCCCUCCCCCAGGGUGGUGCGCUGGUACAGGGGCCGCACUGCCCUGCAGACAUCCAGCAAGUACAGCAUGAGGACGGAGAAGAACCAGGUAGAGCUGACCAUCCAGGGCCUCAAGGAGACCGACACUGGCCAGUACAGCUGCAUGGCUGGAGGGUCAAAGAGCACAGCCAAGGUUGAUGUGCGAAGGCUGAAGAUCGUAAGGCACCUGGAGCACGUGAAGGUGGAAGAGGAUAGCAACGCCACAUUCACAUGUGAACUCAACUAUGUAGUAGCCAAUGUGCAGUGGCUUCUGAACGACAACCACCUCAACACCAACACUGUUACCAGGAUUCAGAACAUGGGCACCAUUCACAGCCUCACCAUCAAAAAUCUCCGCCCACAGGAGAGCAGGGUGACCUUCAAGGCUGGCCUUCUCACAGAGUCCACCUCCCUCAAGGUCAAAGAAAAGCCAGCAGUGUUCCUCAGGUCUCUAGAAGACAUGUCAGGGGAGGAGGAGGGGAAGGUGUGUCUGCAGUGUGAGACCUCUAAGGAAAUGGCCACACCCGUCUGGAGGAAGGAUGGUUCGGUCCUGGACAGCAGUGACAAAUAUGAGCUGCUCAUGUUUGGGAAGUCCUUAACGCUCAUCAUCCAUAGUCUGAGUAAGGAUGAUGCAGGCCACUACAGCUGUGACUUGGGCACCAGCCAGACCAAGGCCAAGGUCACUGUACAUGACAUUCACAUCACCAUCGCCCAGCGUAUGAAGACCGUCUCUGUUCUGGAGGGCGAGAGCUGCAGUUUCGAGUGCAUCCUCUCUCACGAUGUCAUCGACGAGCCCUCCUGGACCCUGAACGGUCAACUUGUGAUCAGCAACAGCCGCAUCCAGAUCGUAAACAAGGGUCGCAAAUACAAGAUGACCAUCAGAGACGCAACUGUGACUGAAGCCGGGGAAGUAAUCUUCUUCGUCAAAGACCUCAGCUGCAGGACCAUGCUGUUUGUCAAAGAGAAGCCAGUGCAUGUGUUCAGGGACAUGAUGAGCGUUAAAGCCACCCCAGGGGAGAACGCUGAGCUGAGCUGUGAGAUCACCAAGCCUGAGGCCUUCAUCCGCUGGCUGAAGAAUGGCCAUCAGAUCAGGCACAGCCCCCCCAAGUACGAGAUCAGUGUGGAGGACCACCUGGUACGGCUGGUUAUCACGAACACCUGCAUCAGAGACUCUGGGGAGUACUGCUGCGAGGCUGACGGCAUUGCCACCCGGGCCAAGCUGGAGGUCAGAGAGCUGCAGCACACAUUUGCUCGGGAGCUGCGGGACACACAGGCCGAGGAGAAGAGCAAGGUGAUGCUGGAGUGCGAGACGAGACUGCCGGCCAAGCGGGUGACCUGGCUGAAGGGCAUGGCAGAGCUCCGGGCGGGCAGGAAGUAUGUGAUGAAGCAGAAGGGCGUGGUCCUCUACCUCACCAUCAGCUGCCUGGAGAAGGUUGACACCGACGUGUACACCUGCGAUGUUGGCACCAUGCAGAGCCGGGCGCUACUGACCGUGCAUGGUCAGAAGGUGUUGAUCAUGGACGAGCUGGAGGAUGUUGAGUGUCUGGAGAAUGACACAGUGAUGUUCAGGUGUCGUAUCUGUCCCAGCGAUUAUGUUGGGGUCAAGUGGUACCUGGAUGAGACCUUACUGUACACCAAUGAGCUGAAUGAGAUCCAAGAGAUCCCGGGGGGCUACCACAGCCUCACGUUCAAACAACUGGCUCGUAAAGACUCGGGCACCAUCUCCUUUGAGGCAGGCGACAAGAGGUCCUACGCCUCGCUGCUUGUUAGAGAGAGACGUCCCACCAUCACCAAAGCAUUGGAGGACUGUGAGGCCAUUGAGGGAGGCGGUUUGGUGCUGGUGUGUAUCACCUCUAAGCCAUGCCACAUCCUGUGGUACAAAGAUGGCUGCCUAAUGUGGAUUUCCUCGAGGUACCACGUCAGUCGCUCAGGUAACGAGGCCAGGCUGACCAUCAGGGAGGUCAGUAACAGCGAUGCUGGGGUGUACGAGUGCAGCGCUGGGUCGGUCAGCACCAAGGCCGUCGUCACUGUAAAAGCCAUUCCAGCUGAGUUCACCCAGCCGCUGCAGAGCAUGGAGGUAAAGGAGGGGGAGGAUGUGACCCUUUCCUGUGAGUUCUCCCUGCCGGGGGUUGCGUUCCACUGGAGGAGGGGCUUGGAGACCCUCAGAGCUGGAGAGCGGUACCUGAUGAAGCAGAAGAGGUCCUUCAUCUCUUUGACCAUCACUGGCCCGAAGCCUCAGGACUCAGGAGAUUACACCUGUCAGUGCCGAGACCACAGAACCACAGCCAGCCUCACAGUCCACGCCAUCCCCAUCUCCUUCACACAACAGUUGAAAAAUGUUCAGGCCGAGGAGGGCAACAGUUUAACGUUGCGCUGUGAGCUUUCUAAACCAGGAGUCCCUGUGGAGUGGAGGAAAGGGGAGGAGCUGUUAAAGAAUGGGGUGAAGUUUCAGAUAAGGAAGAGAGAGACCAUAUCAGAGGUUCAGAUAUGGAAAACUGUGCCUGAAGACAGUGGAGUCUACAGCUGUGAGUGUGCAGACCAAAAGACCACAGCCACCGUCAAAAUCAGCGCCCUGCCUGUUACCUUCAAACAAAAGCUGAGGAACGUGCAUGUUGAAGAGGGGAACAAUUUGGUGUUACACUGUGAGCUCUCCAAACCAGGAGUCCCUGUAGAAUGGAUGAGGGGAGGAGAGGAGCUGCUGAACAACGGAGAGCGGUUUCAGAUAAGACAGAGAGAGUUGCUGAAUGAACUGAAGAUAAUAGAUGCCAAACCUGAAGACAGCAAUAUCUACACCUGUGUUUGUGGCAAUGUGGAAACCACAGCCGGUGUUACAGUCACAGCAAUUCCCAUCACUUUCAAGCAAAAGCUGAGGAACCUGCAGACUGAGGAAGGGAACACCAUCUCGCUGCACUGUGAGCUGUCUAAAGCAGGGGUGCCAGUGGAGUGGAGAUUGGGAGGAGAGAGGAUACUGCAGAAUGGAGACAAAUACCAGAUCAAGCAGACAGACUCAGCACUGGAACUCCUCAUCAGGGAGGCUCUGCCAGAGGACAGUGGAGUCUACAGCUGUGUGUGUCGAGACAAGAAGACCAAGGCCACUGUCAAAGUCAUUGCUGUACCUGCCACCUUCAAAGUGGGUCUGAAGAACCAGGAGGCCCCAGAGGACGGCAGCAUAACCCUGCACUGUGAGCUGUCUAAGGCUGGGGUCUCAGUGGAGUGGUGGAGGGGGGAGACAGAACUGUCCCAAGACCUGUCUGGAGGAAAGUACCAGAUGAAACUGGAGGGGAAAAUAGCUGAGAUGACCAUUACCAAUGUGCAACCGGAGGACAGAGGGAAGUACAGCUGUGUCACUGGAGACCAGAAGACCACCGCUGAAGUUAAAGUGCAGGCUCUCCCUGUAAUGUUCACACAAGAGGUCCAGAACGUGGUGAUCAAAGAGGGGGACAGUGGGGAGUUCUGGUGUGAGCUCUCCAAGCCUGGUGACCCAGUGGACUGGAGGAGGGGCAGAGUCAUCCUGAAGUCUGGAGACAAAUAUGAGAUGAGGCAGGAGGGACGCAUCACUAAACUGCUCAUCCAUAACGUGGAGGAGAGGGAUGCUGGGAAAUACACCUGUAAGAGUCGAGAUGCCAAGUCAACUGCUGAACUGACCGUAACAGGCCCACCCCCCACUUUCAAAGAACAGCUGAGGAACGUGGAAGUUGAGGAGGGUAAGACUGUGACGCUACACUGUGAACUGUCUAAAGCAGCAGCCUCAGUUGAGUGGAAGAGGGGAGCAAAGCUGUUGACGAAUGUAGCCAAGUACCAGAUGAGGAAGAAAGAUUUACUGGUGGAAUUGAAGAUUAUCGACGCAGAUCUGGAGGACAGUGGGGUUUACGCCUGUAUUUGUGGCGAACAAAAGACCACAGCAACUGUUACAAUAAAGGCUCGCCCGGUCACAUUUAUAGAAGAGUUGAGGAACGUUCAGGUUGAGGAGGGCAACACUGUGACGUUGCGCUGCGAGCUCUCCAAACCAGGGUUGUCGGUUGAAUGGAGGAGAGGAACAGCUCUUCUGCAGAACGGAGAGAAGUACCAGAUGAAGCAGAAAGAUGCAACGUUGGAGCUGGUCAUCAGGAAAACCUUGCCCGAGGACAGUGGUGUCUACAGCUGCGUGUUGGAAGACCAGCAAACCUUCGCCACCAUCAUUAUCACUGCCAUCCCAGCCACUUUCAAACAGACGUUGAAAAACCAAGAGGCUCUAGAAGAGGGCAGCGUGACGUUGCGCUGUGAGCUGUCUAAAUCGGGGGUCCCUGUGGUGUGGCUGAAGGGACAGGAGCUGCUGAGGGAAGGUGAGCGGCACCAGAUGAAGCAGGAGGGCAGGACCGUGGAGAUGGUCAUCAGGAAUGCGGUCCUUCAGGAUGCUGGGGAGUACAGCUGUGUCACAGCCUGCAACGUCAAGACGACAGCUGAUAUCAAAGUUAGGGCUCUCCCUGUAAUGUUCACACAAGAGGUCCAGAACGUGGUGAUCAAAGAGGGGGACAGUGGGGAGUUCUGGUGUGAGCUCUCCAAGCCUGGUGACCCAGUGGACUGGAGGAGGGGCAGAGUCAUCCUGAAGUCUGGAGACAAAUAUGAGAUGAGGCAGGAGGGACGCAUCACUAAACUGCUCAUCCAUAACGUGGAGGAGAGGGAUGCUGGGAAAUACACCUGUAAGAGUCGAGAUGCCCAGUCAACUGCUGAACUGACCGUGACGGCUCCUCCCGUCACGUUCAAGGUGAAGUUGAAGAACCAGGAAGUCGAGGAGGAGAACAGUGCGACGUUAUUCUGCGAGCUCUCUAAACCAGGGCUGACGGCAGAGUGGAGAAAAGGAGAGGAGCUGCUGAAGAACGGAAUAAAGUACCAGAUAAAGAAGAGAGAGGCAGCGAUGGAACUGACAAUAAGGAAUGCAGUGCUCGAGGACACCGGAUUCUACAGCUGUGUUUACGCAGAAGCCAAAACCACCGCCACUGUCAACAUCACCCCCAUUCCUGUCACCUUCAAGAUGGGUCUUAAAAACCAGGAGGCCUCAGAGGGGGGCAUCGUGACCUUGCGCUGUGAGCUGUCUAAAGCUGGGGUCCCGGUGGAGUGGUGGAAAGGGGAGGAGGAGGUGAACCCUGGAGGAAGGUACCAGAUGAAGCUGGAGGGAAAGAUAGCAGAGUUGCACAUUAAAAACAUCCAGCCAGAGGACGUGGGGGAGUACAGCUGUAUAUUCGGAGAUCAGAAAACCACUGCUGAAGUCAACGUGAGAGCUGCUGCCUCAGUGUUCUUUGAGAAGGAGCUGGAGAGCAAUGUGGUGAUGGAGGGGAAGUCCGUGGUCCUCUCCUGUGAGGUAUCCAGUGCCACUGUCCCGGUCACCUGGAAGAAGGACGCCCGCCUGGUCACAGAUGGGGAGAGGUUCAUUGUAAAAAAGAAAGGUCCCGUUCACACCCUGGAGAUCGAGAAGCUGAGUCUGGAGGACGCCGGGGAGUACAGCUGCAUCACUAGGGGAAAGAAGACCACAGCCAUGCUGGUUGUGAAAGAGCGUGUGAAAAUAUUGUCCGGACUGAAGGACAUGAAAGUCUCAGCCGGGCAGGACGCAGUGUUUGUGUGUGAGCUGUCCCACGCCGAGGUGAGUGAAGGUGAGUGGUGGCUGGGCUCCAGCCCACUGCAGAAGAACGAAAUGAACCAGAUGAGCUUUGAGGGCCACCAACACUGCCUGGUCUUGACCAUGACCACCCCGGAGGAGACCGGGACCGUGGCCUUCGUGGUUGGGGAGGAGAGAACCUCUGCCCAACUGCUAGUUGUCCCCAAACCCAAAGUACACAUUGAGAAGAAACCCCAGGACAUUGACAUCAUGGAAGGGGAAACAGCCACCUUAUCCUGUACGACCUCUGACCUCAUUACCCCUGUCACAUGGAGAAGGAACAACAUGCCCCUCCUGAACGGAGACAAGUAUGAGACGCGUAAGAAGGGCAAGCUCAACCUCCUGCUCAUCCAUGAGACUGAACCAGAGGACUCUGGGAUAUACUCUUGUGACACUGGAGACAUGCAGAGCGAUGCCAAUCUGACGGUCAAUGAGCUACCACCGUACUUCGAGGAGGAGCUGCAGGCUGUGGAGGCUGAGGAAGGGGGCACAGCCUUUCUGUUUUGUGAGCUGUCUAAGCCCGGAGUCCCAGUCCAGUGGAGGAAAGGCCGGCUGCCUCUCAGGCCCAACAGGAAGUACCAGAUGAAGCAGGACGGCUGCGUGUUUCAGCUACACAUCCUGGAGCUGAAGUCCGAGGACAGUGGCAACUACUCGUGCCAGGCAGGCUGUGUGGAGACCACCGCCUCUGUGUCUGUGAAAGUUAAAGUACUCAUUGAGAAGAAGCCCCGGGACACCGUCGUCAUGGAAGGGGAGACGGCGACCUUAUCCUGUAGGACGUCUGACCUAACUACCCCUGUCACAUGGAGACGCAACAACAUGCCCCUACUUAACAGAGACAAGUAUGAGAACCGUAAGGAGGGCAAGCUCAACCUGCUUCUCAUCCACAAUGUGGACCCAGAUGACUCUGGCAUAUACUCCUGUGAUACUGGAGACAUGCAGAGCAGCGCCAAUCUGACUAUCACAGAGCUGGCUCCAUGCUUUGAAGAAGAGCUGCAGGCUGUGGAGGCUGAGGAAGGGGGCACGGCCUUCCUUUCAUGUGAGCUGUCUAAGCCCGGAGUCCCAGUCCAGUGGAGUAAGGGCCGGCUGCCUCUCAGGCCCAACAGGAAGUACCAAAUGAAGCAGGACGGCUGCGUGUUUCAGCUACACAUCCUGGAGCUGAAGUCCGAGGACAGUGGCAACUACUCGUGCCAGGCAGGCUGUGUGGAGACCACCGCCUCUGUGUCUGUGAAAGUUAAAGUACUCAUUGAGAAGAAGCCCCGGGACACCGUCGUCAUGGAAGGGGAGACGGCGACCUUAUCCUGUACGACGUCUGACCUCACUACCCCUGUCACAUGGAGACGCAACAACAUGCCCCUACUUAACAGAGACAAGUAUGAGAACCGUAAGGAGGGCAAGCUCAACCUGCUUCUCAUCCACAAUGUGGGCCCAGAUGAUUCUGGGAUAUACUCCUGUGAUACUGGAGACAUGCAGAGCAGCGCCAAUCUGACUGUCACAGAGCUGGCUCCAUGCUUUGAAGAAGAGCUGCAGGCUGUGGAGGCUGAGGAAGGGGGCACGGCCUUCCUUUCAUGUGAGCUGUCUAAGCCCGGAGUCCCAGUCCAGUGGAGUAAGGGCCGGCUGCCUCUCAGGCCCAACAGGAAGUACCAAAUGAAGCAGGACGGCUGCGUGUUUCAGCUACACAUCCUGGAGCUGAAGUCCGAGGACAGUGGCAACUACUCGUGCCAGGCAGGCUGUGUGGAGACCACCGCCUCUGUGUCUGUGAAAGUUAAAGUACUCAUUGAGAAGAAGCCCCGGGACACCGUCGUCAUGGAAGGGGAGACGGCGACCUUAUCCUGUACGACGUCUGACCUCACUACCCCUGUCACAUGGAGACGCAACAACAUGCCCCUACUUAACAGAGACAAGUAUGAGAACCGUAAGGAGGGCAAGCUCAACCUGCUUCUCAUCCACAAUGUGGGCCCAGAUGAUUCUGGGAUAUACUCCUGUGAUACUGGAGACAUGCAGAGCAGCGCCAAUCUGACUGUCACAGAGCUGGCUCCAUGCUUUGAAGAAGAGCUGCAGGCUGUGGAGGCUGAGGAAGGGGGCACGGCCUUCCUUUCAUGUGAGCUGUCUAAGCCCGGAGUCCCAGUCCAGUGGAGUAAGGGCCGGCUGCCUCUCAGGCCCAACAGGAAGUACCAAAUGAAGCAGGACGGCUGCGUGUUUCAGCUACACAUCCUGGAGCUGAAGUCCGAGGACAGUGGCAACUACUCGUGCCAGGCAGGCUGUGUGGAGACCACCGCCUCUGUGUCUGUGAAAGUUAAAGUACUCAUUGAGAAGAAGCCCCGGGACACCGUCGUCAUGGAAGGGGAGACGGCGACCUUAUCCUGUACGACGUCUGACCUCACUACCCCUGUCACAUGGAGACGCAACAACAUGCCCCUACUUAACAGAGACAAGUAUGAGAACCGUAAGGAGGGCAAGCUCAACCUGCUUCUCAUCCACAAUGUGGGCCCAGAUGAUUCUGGGAUAUACUCCUGUGAUACUGGAGACAUGCAGAGCAGCGCCAAUCUGACUGUCACAGAGCUGGCUCCAUGCUUUGAAGAAGAGCUGCAGGCUGUGGAGGCUGAGGAAGGAGGCACGGCCUUCCUUUCCUGUGAGCUUUCUAAGCCUGGAGUCCCAGUCCAGUGGAGUAAGGGCCGGCUGCCUCUCAGGCCCAACAGGAAGUACCAGAUGAAACAGGACGGCUGCGUGUUUCAGCUACACAUCCUGGAGCUGAAGUCCGAUGACAGUGGCAGCUACUCGUGCCAGGCAGGCUGUGUGGAGACCACCGCCUCUGUGUCUGUGAAAGUUAAAGUACUGAUUGAGAAGAAGCUCCAUGAUACCGUCAUCAUGGAAGGAGAGACGGCGACCUUAUCCUGUACGACCUCUGACCUCACUACCCCUGUCACAUGGAGACGCAAUAACGUUCCCCUACUGAACGGAGACAAGUAUGAGAACCGUAAGGAGGGCAAGCUCAACCUCCUUCUCAUCCACAAUGUGGACCCAGAUGACUCUGGGAUAUACUCCUGUGAUACUGGAGACAUGCAGAGCAGCGCCAAUCUGACUGUCACAGAGCUGCCUCCAUACUUUGAGGAGGAGCUCCAGGCUGUGGAGGCUGAGGAAGGGGAAACAGCCUUCCUGUCCUGUGAGCUGUCUAAGCCUGGAGUCCCAGUCCAGUGGAGGAAGGGCCGGCUGCCUCUCCGGCCCAACAGGAAGUACCAGAUGAAGCAGGACGGCUGUGUGUUUCAGCUAUACAUCCUGGAGCUGAAGUCCGACGACAGUGGCAGCUACACGUGCCAGGCAGGCUGUGUGGAGACCACCGCCUCUGUGUCUGUGAAAGUUAAAGUACUCAUUGAGAAGAAGCCUCGGGACACCGUCAUCAUGGAAGGAGAGACGGCCACCUUAUCCUGUACGACCUCUGACCUCACUACCCCUGUCACAUGGAGACGCAACAACAUGCCCCUCCUAAACGGAGACAAGUAUGAGAACCGUAAGGAGGGCAAGCUCAACCUGCUUCUCAUCCACAAUGUGGACCCAGAUGACUCUGGGAUAUACUCUUGUGAUACUGGAGACAUGCAGAGCAGUGUCAAUCUGACUGUCACAGAGCUGCCUCCAUACUUUGAAGAAGAGCUGCAGGCUGUGGAGGUAGAGGAAGGGGGCACAGCCUCCCUGUCCUGUGAACUGUCUAAGCCUGGAGUCCCAGUCCAGUGGAGGAAGGGCCGGCUGCCUCUCAGGCCCAACAGGAAGUACCAGUUGAAGCAGGACGGCUGUGUAUUUCAGCUACACAUCCUGGAGCUGGAGCCCGAGGACAGUGGCAGCUACACGUGCCAGGCAGGUGGUGUGAAGACCACUGCCUCUGUGGCAGUAAAGCCUCUCCCAGCCAAGACAGAACCUCCCAAGACAAAGUCUCCCACGAAGGCUGCCUCUCCCACACCUCCACCAGGGCCAAAGAAACAGGGCAUGAUCUGGGCAUCCAUUGUGGGGUCAGAGAAAGACCUGGAGCCUGAGGCAGAGACAGUGGUGGACCUACAUGAGAAACAGUCAGUAAGGUCUAUAGGUAAGGAGACUAUGGUAGACCAGCAGGAGAAACAGCAAGUCAAACAGACAGUAAGAGCUCUGGUGGGGGACACAGAGGAAAAAAAGCCAUUGAAGUCUAUGGUUAAAGAGAUUGAAGUAGACCACAUGGUGAAACAGCCAGUGCCCCCAGUGAGACAAGCAUCUAUAAUGUCAGAUACUGGAAUAGACCAAGUGGUGAAACAACCAGUUCCACUAGUGAGACAAGCAUCUAUGUCAGAUACUGGGGUAGACGAGAUGAGGAAACAACCAGUUCCACCAGUGAGACAAGCAUCAGUAGUGUCAGAUGCUGGGAUAGAGCAAGUGGUGAAACAACCAGUUUCACCAGUGAGACGAGCAUCUAUAGCGUCGGAUGUUGGGGUAGAUGAGGUGAGGAAACAGCCAAUUCAACCAGUGAGACGAGCAUCUAUAGUGUCGGAUGUUGGGGUAGAUGAGGUGAGGAAACAGCCAAUUCCACCAGUGAGACGAGCAUCUAUAGUGUCGGAUGUUGGGGUAGAUGAGGUGAGGAAACAGCCAGUUCCACCAGUGAGACAAGCAUCUGUAGUGUCAGAUGCUGGGAUAGACCAAGUGGUGAAACAACCAGUUCCACCAGCGAGACGAGCAUCUGUAGUUUCCGUUUCAGAUACUGGGGUAGACGAGGUGAGGAAACAGCCAGUACAACCAGUCAGGCGAGCGUCUGUAGUGUCAGAUGCUGGGAUAGACCAAGUGGUGAAACAACCAGUUCCACCAGCGAGACGAGCGUCUGUAGUGUCAGAUGCUGGGAUAGACCAAGUGGUGAAACAACCAGUUCCACCAGCGAGACGAGCGUCUGUAGUGUCAGAUGCUGGGAUAGACCAAGUGGUGAAACAACCAGUUCCACCAGCGAGACGAGCGUCUGUAGUUUCAGUUUCGGAUACUGGGGUAGACGAGGUGAGGAAACAGCCAGUACAACCAGUCAGACGAGCGUCUGUAGUUUCAGCUUCGGAUACUGGGGUAGACGAGGUGAGGAAACAGCCAGUUCCACCAGCGAGACGAGCAUCUGUAGUUUCAGCUUCGGAUACUGGGGUAGACGAGGUGAGGAAACAGCCAGUUCCACCAGUCAGACGAGCGUCUGUAGUUUCAGUUUCGGAUACUGGGGUAGACGAGGUGAGGAAACAGCCAGUUCCACCAGUCAGACGAGCAUCUGUAGUUUCAGCUUCGGAUAGUGGGGUAGACGAGGUGAGGAAACAGCCAGUUCCACCAGUCAGACGAGCAUCUGUAGUUUCAGUUUCGGAUACUGGGGUAGACGAGGUGAGGAAACAGCCAGUUCCACCAGCGAGACGAGCGUCUGUAGUUUCAGUUUCGGGUACUGUGAUAGACGAGGUGAGGAAACAGCCAAUUCCACCAGUCAGACGAGCGUCUGUAGUUUCAGUUUCGGAUACUGGGGUAGAUGAGGUGAGGAAACAGCCAAUUCCACCAGUCAGACGAGCGUCUGUAGUUUCAGUUUCGGAUACUGGGGUAGAUGAGGUGAGGAAACAGCCAGUUCCACCAGUCAGACGAGCGUCUGUAGUUUCAGCUUCGGAUACUGGGGUAGACGAGGUGAGGAAACAGCCAGUUCCACCAGUCAGACGAGCGUCUGUAGUUUCAGCUUCGGAUACUGGGGUAGACGAGGUGAGGAAACAGCCAGUUCCACCAGUCAGACGAGCGUCUGUAGUUUCAGCUUCGGAUACUGGGGUAGACGAGGUGAGGAAACAGCCAGUUCCACCAGCGAGACGAGCGUCUGUAGUUUCAGUUUCGGGUACUGGGAUAGACGAGGUGAGGAAACAGCCAAUUCCACCAGUCAGACGAGCGUCUGUAGUUUCAGUUUCGGAUACUGGGAUAGAUGAGGUGAGGAAACAGCCAAUUCCACCAGUGAGACGAGCGUCUGUAGUUUCAGAUGCUGGGUUAGACGAGGUGAGGAAACAGCCAGUUCCACCAGUGAGACGAGCAUCUGUAGUGUCAGAUGCUGGGAUAGAGCAAGUGGUGAGGAAACAGCCAGUUCCACCAGUGAGACGAGCAUCUGUAGUGUCAGAUGCUGGGUUAGACGAGGUGAGGAAACAGCCAGUUCCACCAGUCAGACGAAUGUCUGUAGUGUCAGUUUCAGAUACUGGGUUAGAUGAGGUAAGAAAACAGCCAGUUCCACCAGCAAGACGAUCAUCUAUAGUGUCCGAUCAGAUAUUUAGAUCUAAAAAGAAGAUGGAUAUAGAAAUAGACCAUCAAGAUAAACAGCCAGUGAAGUCUAUGGUGAAGGAGACAGAGAUAGAACAGAGGGAUCAACAGCCAGUAAGGUCUACAGUGCAGGAGACUGAAAAACCCAAGAUGGUGGAGGAUGAUAACCAACUCCAUAUCUCAGAGGAGUCCUUCACAGAGGGCCACACCCAGGUAACAGUCAACCAGAAGACCAGCAAGCCUGUAGUCGCUGUUGCUGGAGUUCCCAAGGGGCUACAGAUGACUCAGCAAGUUGACGAGAUUGCACUUGACAGUGUCGAGGACGAACAUGAUAUGUUGGAAGCUGUCAUCAAGAUCCAGGCAGCUUUCAAGGGAUACAAGACCCGCAAAGACAUGCGGCCCAUCUUCAAGCAGGUGUUUAAGAACCAGAGUGCUGAGAACAAUGGUACCCUCGAGCUGGAGUGUAAGGUGGAAGGGAAGCUCAACACAGUACGCUGGCUGAAGAACAGCCAGGAGGUCAUAGGAGACCAACGCCACCGCAUGAACACCUCAGAGGAUGGCGUUUGCACACUGGUGAUCAUCAACAUGUCUGCCAUAGACACUGGGGUCUAUACCUGUGAGGUGGUGAACACGUUUGGUGUGUCCUCAUAUAAUGGUAACAUUACUGUGGGUGAAUCUCAAAUGCCUCCAUCUUCUACCCAGAGGCCCGCAGCCCCAUCCCAGCCCUCCACCCCUUCUGUGCAUCCAGUCUUGGCCUCCAUUGGCCCUCUCCAGCCAGUCCAGACCUCCACUCCUGGGAAGGAGACUGUGGAUUCUGUGGAUUCUGUGGAGUGCGAGGGGAUCUCCCUGUGGCAGACCUACAAUCUAACCAAGGAGGAUCCCCGCAUGACCCUGCAGGAGAGGAGGAGGGCCUCCCUUAUUGCCGCCAGCUCUAUGUCUAGUCCCUCUGACUACGAUACAGCUCCAGAUUUCAUAGAGCCUGCUGACAUAAUCCCCAAAUAUCACCCCAGGGAAAAGGAAGCCAUUAAGUCACAGGACCAGUUAUCCAAUAAGGAGGAUGAAGAACAGAAAGUCACGGCUCAACCACCCAGGCAUUUUAAGGCCAAAGUACCUGAUGCCAUGUUGAGGACUCCAUCCCCCAAACACUAUCAUGCCCACACACCUGCUGCUCUUACAGGCUCUGGCUCGGAGUCAGAUUGUGACGAGGAUAGAAUAGAGACAUUUGAUAUAUACGUGGCCAGAGCUAACUGCAGUCCUCAACAAGGUGGCAACAAGGAGAGCUUUGUGUUGAAGGAGGGUCAGUACGUGGAGGUCUUGGACUCUGUCCACCCGGAGAAGUGGCUGGUCCGCACCAAGCCCUCCAAGACCACCUCCUCACGCCAAGGAUGGGUCUCUCCUGCAUACCUGGAGAAAAAGAGAAAGGAGACAUUCCCACAAAUUAGGACACCACAUCAGGAGCUGGAUGUACCAGAGUCUACAGGGGAGAACUACAGGAGAACCCUAAGCCAAUUAAUCCAGGGGCUGAUUGAUGGGGAGCAAGAGUUUGUGAAGGAGAUGAAGGAAUUCAUGUCCCACCACCUGCACCACUUAGACACCAGCCCUCGUGUCCCUAUCAACAUCAUCAACCAGAAAGAAACCAUCUUCCGCAAUAUAAAGGACAUCAUGGCUUUGCACGAGAGAUCUAUUCUGCCCAGUCUGAGUGAGUGUUCUACUGACGAUGACGUGGCCAUGCAUCUGGUCAAACAUGCAGUGGACUUUGAGAAGUAUCUGCAGUACAUGGUGGGCCAAUCACAGGCAGAGGCCUGUGUCACUGACAAGACCAUCCAGCAGUACUUCAAGCAAAACACGGAAACACACCCUGAGCCCCCCGAAACUGCAGUCCUGGAUGUCAUCACCUUCUUACAGAGACCAGUGGAGAGGAUUCAGACCUACCAGGCCUUGCUCAAGGAACUGAUCAAGAACAAGGCUAAGUGUGCGAAAAGCUGUCUUCUACUGGAAGAUGCCUUCUCCAUGGUGUCCUGUCUGCCCUGGCGCUCUGACAACCUCCACCAGGUGUCUCUAAUUGAGAACUACCCUGCCCCACUCACUGCACUAGGAGAACCUGUCCGCCAGGGUCCUUUCACUGUGUGGGAGGAGUCUCCCGAGAUCAAGACGUCCUCCAGGGGCCACCAGAGGCAGGUGUUCCUCUUCAAGGACUGUGUCUUGCUGUGUAAGCUCAAGAGAGACCCUGGCAUGAACUCUGACACCUACGCCUUCAAGAACAAGAUGAAGCUGAAUGAUGUGGAGGUGAAGGAGACGGUGGGGGGAGAGGAGAAGUCCUGGGGGCUGUGGCACGAGCACCGGGGCUCAGUGAGGAGGUACACACUGCAGGGCCGCUCCGCCCUGCUCAAGCUGUCCUGGCUCAAAGACCUGAGAGAGCUGCAGCAACGCUCCAGCCUGACUGCCAGCAGUCCACCAGAGUUUGAAGUUCUCCUGGCUGACUGCACCACAAAGAUCGGGCAGACAAUCAAGCUGGCCUGCAAAGUCACAGGAACACCCAAACCAGUGGUCAGCUGGUUCCAAGAUGGCCUGGCCCUAGAGGAUGGCCCCCACCACAUCAUCACUGCAGACCGGGCGGGCACCUGCUGCCUCAUCAUGGAUGGGGUCACUCCCGAGGACUCUGGACAGUACUUGUGCUACGCUUCCAGCUCUGUGGGCCGUGCUAGCACACUGGCCAAGAUAGUGGUGGAUGCACCCCCCAGAUUCCUUACCAGGCUGCAGAGUGCAUGUCUGCUGGAGGGAGAGGACAUCAAGUUCAGCUGUUCCACACACAGUACUCCUUUACCCCGAGUCAGUUGGUUUAAGGAUGGCAGAGAGCUGACAGACCAGAGGAAGUACCACAUAGAGAGUGAUGCCCGCAGUGGGAUCCUCACGCUCACCAUCAUGAACCCUGGAGAGACAGACCUGGGACAGUAUAAGUGUGAGCUGUGGAACAAGUUGGGCAGUGCCAAGAGUAAAGCAGAGAUGUGCUCCGCCUUUGCACAAGUGAUGGACAGUGAGCCUGACCAACCACAGGCCAUCUUGAUCCAAGACUCCGACUCAGAGGGCUGGUCCACUGCCAUGGUGAAGCAAUGGCUGCAGACAGACUUCCACCCCACCUCUGUUGCCAAAAUGCUCUUCCAGCCUGGAUACCCUCAGCCCGCCGAGGGUAGCCAAGAGGAAAGGGACCCUACCGCCAGAGGACACGUGGAGGCUCCACAGUUCCCCACUGAGCUUGAGGAGAGACCGGAGGUUGAGGAGGAACUUUAUGUUCCUGAGGCCAUAGAGGAAAUGCCAACAGCUCCUCCCUCCAUCCAGGUGCCGGUGGAGGACCUGUGUGUGGAGCCUGGUCAAUCAGCUACCUUCACCAUCAUCAUCACAGGAAGGCCCACUCCCGAGAUUCAGUGGUACAAGGAUGGAGAGGAGCUGUUGGCCACUGAGAAUGUGGAGGUGGUCCAGAAUGGUGCCCGCUGCUCUCUGACUGUGCUGUGCCCGGAGAGUGAGGACGGUGGCAUCUACACCUGCUGGGCCUAUAACGACUUAGGACACACCUCCUGUCAGGCUCGGCUGACAGUGGAGGAGGGUCCACUGGAGUCGCAGGAGAGAGAGGUGGAGCUUGGGAAGAGGAGGAAGCUGCUGUCUGUGUAUGACGUCCAUGAGGAGAUUGGGAGGGGCACGUAUGGGGUGGUAAAGCGGGUUACCCACAGGAGGACGGGUGAGUGCUUUGCCGCCAAGUUCCUGCCCCUGAGGAGCAGUACGAGGACCAGGGCGUUCCAAGAGAGGGACCUGCUCUCCCGGCUGGCCCACCCCAGGGUGGCCUGUCUGCUGGACUUCUUCUCUACACGGAGGACCCUGGUCCUGGUCACCGAAGCCUGCUCUUCUCGCGGUCUCCUUGAUCAUUUGCUGUCGAAGGGAUCAGUCAGCGAGAGAGAGGUGCAGAUGUACAUUCAGCAAAUCCUGGAGGGAGUUGGUCAUAUCCACAGCAUGAACAUCCUACAUCUGGACAUCAAACCGGACAAUAUCCUGAUGGUGUUUCCACCCAGAGAGGAGAUCAAGAUCUGUGAUUUUGGCUUCUGUCAGGAGAUGGACACUUCCAGACACCAGUACAGCCAGUUUGGCACUCCUGAGUUUGUGGCCCCUGAGAUCAUACAUCAGGACCCCGUCACUAUAGCAAGUGACAUCUGGUCCAUUGGUGUUGUGGCCUAUUUAUGUCUGAUGUGCCGCUGUCCGUUCACGGGGGAGACGGACCGGGCCACUCUGAUGAGGGUGGGGGAGGGGACACUGAACUGGGACGCACCCGACCUCACCUACAGGAGCACCGGUGCCCAGGGCUUCCUCCGCACGGUCCUGCAGCCAGACCCAGUAAAGCGGCCAACUGCAUUUGAGUGUCUGGGGCACAAAUGGUUCCAGGGUGAACAUGAGGAUGAGACUGAUGAUAUCAAUACAAGGGCUCUGAAAGUCUUCAUCUCAAGGAGAAAAUGGCAGCGUUCUCUGACCUGCCUGGGCUCGGUGCUAAUCCUGAAGCCCAUCCCAGAGCUGCUGGAUGCCCCUCUUCGGGAGACCUCCAUCACAGCCCCCCGGGACCCCCAUGAGCCCAGCAGCACCUCCAUGAGCAGCGGCUCCUCCUCUGAGUACGACGAGGCCGAUGCCUGGGACUUUUUCCACCAUUGCACCACAGCUGACGAGGAUGAAGACGAGGAGGAGGAAGAAUUUGACCCCCUCAUGGAGAGAGCCAGGAUCCCUGAGCCCUUUGCCAAACUGAAAUUGGAGGAAGAGGAGGAGGGGACCAUGGAGGAGGAGGAGGAGGAGGAGGAGGAGAUGGGAGGACAGAUGAGAGUGCUGGAGAGGAGGCUAAGCAGGCAGUCUAUAGGGUCCUCGGAUGCGUCACAGCAGCCGACACCCCAGAGGGAGAGGAGGGUCAGCCGAGAAAGCAGCCCGUCCCUAUACCUCUCCGAAGGGGAUGAUGGCUCCGCGUCCGGGAGUGAAGGAGGCUGCAUCGCCAGGAGCAGCCUGAUCCGCAGCACUUUCUACAACAGCUCCGCUCAGCUCUCGCCCAUGUCCGCUCGCCACAUGACCCUCAGGGACAAGUUCCAGGCCAAGAAGCAGGAGAGGGGCCGCAAGCCACUCCGCAGAAGCCUCUCUAGCCGCCUCAACGAGCCUCUCAUUGAGUAUGUGGAGGACGAAGGCGAGACCAAUCACGGGCAAAGGCGAGGGUCUUUGCAGUCGUCCAUGCUCAAGUCCUGCUCCUUUGACAGCGGGGUCAGCCUCUCGCACAAUGCACCACCACAGAGGAGGAGCAAGUCGUUGGACGAAUACUCCCGACGCUCACCAGGAUCCGCCAAAUGUAGAGAAGAGGAGAGUGCUUUGAAUCUUAAGGAGGAUUUCACUGACAAGGAGGAAGAGAAGAGCUUGGACGUUUCCCCUCUCCAAGUGAGAGGUAGAAGAGGUUCAGUGGCAGUGGCUCCCAAACAGCUUACGGCCAGGCUUCAGGAACUAUGUGCAAAAUCGCCCCAUGCUGGUCCAGAGAAGAGCCUCAGGUCAGAGGAGGAGGCGGGGAACCUGGCUGGCUCUCAGUACUCCCUGGCUGAGUCCCUCAUCCUGGAGCAUGGCUCUGAGGGCUCCAGCAGGCUGGACUCUUGUGAGGAGCUGUCCCAUGGCUACCCUGCAGCCACACAAAGAGGGAGAGCAGGGGAUGAGUAUGAUGACCAGGAGGAGCCCCUGAUCACAACGUCCCCCUGCUCACUGCUCCAGGGGUCUGAGGCUGUGGAAGCUAAUAAGGAGCCCCAGUGCCGGAGCGGCCAACUUCAGAUCCCACCGAGAAGGACAACCCACCCCAACCAGAACCCAACGGCCAGAAAUAAUGGUAAGGUAGAGAAGACGAUCCUGCCGGUGAAACCCAGCCCCAGCCUGUCCUUCAAGGCCCCAGAGAGACCCUCGAGGGCCAGCGACACAGAGGCACGUCUCCAGAGGCACGAGUCCACCCCGGCCCUCCAGGCCAAACCGCCCUCGGGGAAGUCUCCCAGGAUGUCACCCAAGGUUGGGUUGAUGAAUCUGUUACGUAGGCAGUCCUGGGCGGGGCAUUCCUACUCACAACUGGAGGGCACAGAGCAGGGACCCACGCUAGGGGAAUUGGAGCCCAAAACCCCAACCAUGUCACUCAGGAAAAAGAUGAGGGCAUCAGCCUCUAGCCUCACCAAGCUGUUCACCAAAUCAUCCAGCAAGGAGGACUUAACGAAGGGAGGGCCGAUUGUAAAGGGUUCCUCUCCUGCUCCACCUGAGCAAAAGGCGAGCGCUGGCUUGGAGAGUGCUAAAAAGAAGUCCACAUUAUUUUCAUUUAAAAUACCUAAAAUACCUGCAUUCAAGAAGAACAAAGAGAUGCUCAUCCACCUGACCAGGCCUGAUGUGCACCAGUUGGAGGCAGGUGGAUUUCUGCUAGUAUGGAGACCAGUGCAGUCCAGGGACCAAGUGGUUUACUGUGUUCAGUACAGCACAGACGGUGGGGAGUGGAAGCUACUGUGCGAGGAGGUGACAGACAGUUGCUACGUAGUGAAGGACUUACUCAGAGGAGCAGGAUACGUAUUCAGGGUGGGCUGCAUCACCAAGAAGGGGGCAGGACCUUUCAGCGACCCUUCACCCCCUGUUGUUAUGGCAACCCAUCCUAAAGAGACCCACAUUCCCCUCAUCCAGACCGAGUACCCAGGAUCAAAGGGCAGUGGGUCAAGAGGUCAACCUAGCCACAAGACCUACAGCUUCCUCGCAGAGAUCAACAGGGGUCGUUUCAGCGUGGUGACCCAGUGUCAGGACGGCCAGAGCCAGCAGCUGUUUGCUGCCAAGAUCACUCCUUACAGGCCAGAAAAUAGAGCUCUGGUGCUCAGGGAGUACCAGCUGCUUAAGAAGCUCAACCACCCCCACCUGGUGCAGCUGCACACGGCCUACAUUACCCCCCACUGCCUGGUGCUCAUCCAGGAGCUGUGUGCUGGCAGAGAGCUGCUCUACAACCUGACAGAGAGAGAUCUUUAUGCUGAACUCCAUGUGGCAGAGCUGCUGGCUCAGAUCCUGGGUGCUGUGGACUACCUGCACAGCCGUCGCGUCGUCCACCUGGACCUCAAGUCGGACAACAUGCUGGUGACGGACCGCAACGUGCUGAAGAUCGUAGACCUGGGCUCCGCUCAGUCUUUCACACCCGGACAGACACUCAACAUAGAGGACAUUCCGGGACAAGAGAGAGAGACUCCAUCGAGCGCCUCUCCACAGACAACGGGCAGAAACAGAAUGGCAGAUGGGGUUUACAUUGUCCUUCCUAAAGCUCCAGAAAUCCUCGACGGACAAGGAGUCGGACCUGAGACCGACAUCUGGGCUAUUGGGGUUUUGGCUUUUAUAAUGUUGAGUGCAGAUAGCCCGUUCCAUUCAGACCUCAACUGGGAGAGGGACAGAAACAUCCGGAAGGGGAAGAUCCAGUUUGGCCGCUGCUACCCUGGUUUGUCAGAGGGAGCAAUCAACUUCAUAAAGAACACACUGAGCAUCAAGGCCUGGGAGAGACCGUCGGCGGCUGAGUGCCUCCAGAACCCGUGGGUACGAGGCGAGCGGGCCCCCUCCAAACACAGAGACUCCAUCUUGUGUUUCUCCACUGACAAGCUGCAGGCUUUCCUCACGGAGAGAGAGGUGAAACGAGACCAGGUCCGCACCAAGCUGCAAGGACCGUUCUUCCAAUAAUUACACUUCUCUCUGUUUAGAGUAGGGCUUGUAAGGACUUACACAUGAACUGGCGCUGGAUGACGUCUCUUCAUAGCCCAGAUCCUGAUCACAAAAUAUGUGACGUCUUACAAAUGUUGCCCUAAAAUGGAGAGUGGUCAAAUGUGUCCGUAUCAAUGGCUGCCUAUAGAGUUUUGUUAAAAGUUUGUCUGAAGGACUUAGACUUUGGCUUUGGUUGAAUGACAGCGCCAUGGUAUCAGGGAAAUGUUUAGUUAAAUGCUUCCUGCAAAUACUGUUGCAUGAGUUUGAAAACACGAUGAUAUUGAUGUGUAAAAUGCAUCAUCCCUUUGAGUUUGCAGCACUGGACACUAAAACACAUUUGACAUUUACAUUUGAGUCAUUUAGCAGACGCUCUCAUCCAGAGCGACUUACAGUUAGAUGUUUGUAAUAACAAAGGCUGUUGCAUCUCGCCAUUCAGACAAUGUUUGUGUUUUUUUGUUGUGAAUCUUAACAAUAUGUUUGCGGUUCAUUAGCCAAAGGGAAAGAUCAGAGGAGGAUGAUUCAUGUGCACAAAGCAUAGCAAGGGCCCCUACCAGAAUACGGCUUUGUCUCACAAAAGGAGGAACAUUGAAAUAUUUAUAUAUAAAUAUCGAUAGAUAUUUACACUACUGCAAUGUUUUCAACUGUCUUAUUGUUAUGUAUAAAUGCAGAAACAGAUUAUAUCAACGGAGAAUAAGAUCACGAGUACACUAAGCAUAUUUUUGAUGAUCCUUCGUUUGAUUUUGUGGCGUAUACCUUGUGACGGCUGACGGAUGUACCUGAAAGGCUAAUUAAACAGAAUGUCAGUGGUAA